Messenger RNA from Nymphalis io (European peacock), 2848 nucleotides. RefSeq names its product ubiquitin-conjugating enzyme E2 T-like. NCBI's taxonomy places the organism in Eukaryota, Metazoa, Arthropoda, Insecta, Lepidoptera, Nymphalidae. The transcript is spliced from 2 exons. The record is from RefSeq and is a predicted model, not a curated record. The coding region runs from base 103 to 570 and encodes 155 amino acids.
UAAGGAAUAGCGGUACGAUUUGUAUUCACAUUAUUUUUAUGCUAAAAUUCGAUUCGCGCGCAUAUAUAUUAACUAAGUAUUGAUAAUAAUCAAUGUUCAGCCAUGGCAAGCAUGCGGAACGCUCGUUUAAUGCGUGAAAUAAAGAAUCUGGAAGCUACGCCCCCCUGGGGAAUUACAUGCAAUCCAGAUAAAGAUGAAUCAUUGAAUGUUCUACAUGUGAAAAUGUUAGGUCCUAGAGGAUCUCCAUAUGAAAGUGGAAUGUUCGAUCUCAUUAUCAACGUCCCAGAGAAAUACCCCUUCGAACCACCACAAGUGAAGUUUAUUACGCCUGUGUAUCAUCCUAAUAUUGACAAAGGUGGUAGAAUUUGCAUGAACAUGUUGAAGAUGCCACCCAAAGGAUCAUGGUUACCGACCAUAACAAUUGAAACACUAAUCAUAUCUGUUCAAAGUCUCCUCGCUAAUCCAAACCCAGACGAUCCUCUUAUGAUGGACUUGGCUAUCGAGUACAAACAUGAUAUAGAGAAGUUUUUAGAUAAUGCACGGAAACACACAGAGAAGUAUGCUAUAUGAUCAUUAUGGUAAGGCCAUCGAUUUGGUCUUGUAAGAGGUUUGAGUGAAUGUUAUGUAAAAUUGAAUCUAUUGGAAAGCCUUACAUUACAUUUUUUUGCAUGUAAGAUUCUAUUUCAAAUCUAUCAUUUAAAAUAUCAUCAAUAUAUAAUAGAAAACUGUAUUAAACCUGUGACCGUUUUUAUUUUUUUUUUAUUAUAACACAUUGUACUCCAAAUCAGCAAUACUUAGUAUGCCGUUUUGAAUAUUUCGGUAAUUGGCAUUUAAUAUGUGGUAAAGGAAAUUGAAUCUAUAGCUUAUUCCAACUGGAAGAGGAGAAAGACGAAUAAACAACUUUGACAUUGAAUUGACGAAUUGAGAAAAAGGCAUUUUUAAUGUCCGCAUAGUUGUAAUUGGAAUGAGAAUGACAAUUGAUAUAGCUUUGUAUAAAUGAUGACAAAUUGUUCAAGAACUGUUUUGUAGUACAUAAUACAGCAGAACUAUUGGCAAAUUGCAUGGAAUAUGUAAAUCUGAGGUUUAAUUUAUCUUUACUCCUUCUUCAAUUGGAUGGUAUACACAAAUUUUAAGUUCAUAUUUGCAUGGAGGACCCAUACCAUGUUAAUGUGCUGCGGUGUGAUUCGAUGUGGCAUGUUUGAUAUGAAUCGCAAUUUAAGGUCCAUUUCUUUCUGUAAAUACAUUGACUUAUAUAUAUAUAUAUAUAUUAACUGCUAGUACAGAGGUAAAUAAAAGUUAAAAAUAAAUGUUAAUAAUACAUAAAUUUAAAUGAUACCCAUUUCAGAAUUGUUUUUAAGUACAUAAUAGCUUUUUCUAAGUUAACUUUGCUUCUCUUAUAGAACUCUUUUUUUUUUGUUUAUUAAAAAUAUUGUUACCUUGACUGAAUGGAAAAGAAAAGCAUUUAAUAUUUUAAGACUGGUGAAAAUUGCCACGUCAAAAUAUUACUUAUAUAUAUUUAAUUGUAACAAGCGAUAACCCGCGCGCGAUCAGAAUGAGAUUUCGCCUUUUGGAACAACCGCGGUCCGCCCGGUAGCGGCACCGUCGCCAGACUCGGCUCGAUGCUCGCGAGACGUUAUUACUUGUUUAUUAAUGUGUAUUUUUGCUCGUGUUCUAUGUUAAUUUAAAAAUAAGCCGAGAGGGCCUAGUGGUAAGAACGCGUGAAUCUUAACCGAUGAUCGUGGGUUCAAACCCGGGCAAGCACCACUGAAUUUUCAUGUGCUUAAUUUGUGAUUAUAAUUCAUCUCGUGCUUGACGGUGAAGGAAAACAUCGUGAGGAAACCUGCAUGUGUCUAAUUUCACUGAAAUUCUGCCACAUGUGUAUUCCACCAACCCGCAUUGGAGCAGCGUGGUGGAAUAAGCUCCAAACCUUCUCCUCAAAAAGAGGUGCGGAGGCCUUUAGCCCAGUAGUGGGACAUUCACAGGCUGUUACGGUAUGUUAAUUUUAGUGAUUAGAAUAAUAAUUGGAUUGGAGGGAUUUUUGAAAGACUUUUCACGCGAAAUAAUUCGUGCAGGGGAACAUAUACAAACAAACACAUUUCAACAUAGACAUAAUACACUAAAAUCAGGCACUUCUGGCUUUGCCAGAUUCCGAUAUUUACUGUUCAGUAACUCUGCAACAGUAACUGCAACAGUAACUGUAACAGUCCUACGAGAUGUUUUUCGAGAUGUUUCACAAAUUUUCGUCUCAUUCUCAUACCGCGAGGGUUAUACAUAGUAAUAUUAUUUUACUUUGUGACUUUUGUAUGCAUAUUCCCUUAAUAUUGUUUCUUUUGUAUUUUUAUUGUUAUUAUUAUAAGAACGUUUGUCAAACUGUAUUGUGCGCUCAGAUAUGUUGUCUUUUUCAAAUGCUGUAUAUGAACUUGAAUUCGCGUUCACUGAUUAUGUGACUAAGGCCGAAGAAUACACUGAGCAAGCUUAUGUGCUUAGCAUUCGUGGAAUUUGUAGCUAUGUCAAGCCCAUUGGCAUAUCAUAGUUUUAAAUACAUUAUAAAAAUUUAAUGGCUCGAAAAGAGAUGAGAGAACUUAUACCCUGAAUUAGCAUGUAGGCUUUUUAACACUCACUUCACUCCCUUCACACGCGCCGCAGCCGCGGUCGGAUGAUUUCCUAAUUUGAUCCAAUUGUAUCAUAAAUUAAUAAAACAAAUAACUUCGGUUGCUAACGGCACUAAGCUAUCCUGCUCUAACAGCAUUUGAACAAAGAUAAUAGAGUAUGCUUCCAUUACGCCCGAUGUCAUGUUAGUCAAAUAAGGGCGGGAAAUAAAUAAAUAAAUAUUUUUUUGAUAUUGUUA